UCUCUCUCUCUCUCUCUCUCUCUCUCUCUCUCUCUCUCUCUCGCGUUUACGCAUUCGAAAACUCAAAUCUAAAAAUCAUGGCGGCAACAAGCGACGAGCAGAUGAAUUCGCUUCUUUCCAAUUUCGAUCAGAUCUACGAGGAUUUUAAAAUCGGGUUGAAUGAGAUCUAUGCUUACAGAUCAAAGAGCAGCGUUGAUACAAGCAAAAGAGAGGUUCUAGAGAUUACUAAUAAAACUCUUAAAGAAGAGAAUGAAAGGCUGAAGAAGCUUUACACGGAUUCGCUUAGCAAUUUUGCUGAUCAGCUUGAGCAUCGAACUAAGUGCCACAACUUGAAAGAAGAGUUGAAGAGAGUGAUUGAUGAAAACAAAAGCAAACAACAUGAACAUAGGAAUGCUUUUGAAUCACUUAGGCAGAAGCAUGUAACUAAUGUUGAAGAGCUAGAGAACAAAAUCAGGAGCCUUUUGGUUGAAAAAGCAACAAACGAUAUGGUAAUUGAUAGGCUUCGCCAAGACUUGACAGCUAGCAAAUCGCAUAUUCAAGCAAUGUCUAAGAAACUGGAUCGAGUAGUUUCUGAAGUGGAAUGCAAGUAUAAACUCGAGGUUCAGGAUCUAAAGGACUGCCUUCUAAUGGAACAAGAAGAGAAAUAUGAUAUCAGUAACAAACUUCAGAGUCUCCAGAAGGAAUUGGUUAUUAGUAGAACGUCAAUAGCUGAACAGCAGAGGGAUACAAAUUCAAAUCGACAGGUAGAGACUUUGAAGCAGAAGCUAAUGAAACUGAGAAAAGAGAAUGAGAUCCUUAAACGGAAACUAUCUUCUUCAUAGAACAGCCAGGAAACAGACACUUAAUCUGUCCUUCACCGAGUAAGUUCCAUGAACCCAAAGCACUUUCUUCAGAUUACUUUUGUGGAUGAUGCAGUUGAAAACAUACACCAAAACCUAUAGUUGCCAUCUUAAAAGGCAUAUAAAAUAUGAAACUGAAUAGGAACCAUACAUAUAUUACUAGUAGAAACUUUAUAAAGACAAGUUCUUGUGAAUUCAGUUUACAAGAAAUUGGACUCUUUAAGACGGCAUUAUUCGUUAA
Molecule: messenger RNA, 1080 nt
Organism: Camelina sativa (false flax)
Lineage: Eukaryota; Viridiplantae; Streptophyta; Magnoliopsida; Brassicales; Brassicaceae
Product: protein At-4/1
Source: RefSeq, a predicted model, not a curated record